Messenger RNA from Hirundo rustica (Barn swallow), 2842 nucleotides. It is a transcript of the gene PLAAT1, whose product is annotated as phospholipase A and acyltransferase 1. The transcript is spliced from 4 exons. Bases 2210 to 2719 code for a protein of 169 amino acids. Lineage: Eukaryota; Metazoa; Chordata; Aves; Passeriformes; Hirundinidae. The record is from RefSeq and is a predicted model, not a curated record. Gene Ontology annotation, molecular function: glycerophospholipid phospholipase A1 activity; A2-type glycerophospholipase activity. Gene Ontology annotation, cellular component: cytoplasm. Gene Ontology annotation, biological process: N-acylphosphatidylethanolamine metabolic process.
UUUAACCUCAACUUUCCGAAAAAGUCUAAUAAAAGUACUGCUGAGGGUUUUUCAGCUGAGGCUCUAUGUGGGUGGGAAAGCCGUGGCUGCAGCAUCUGCAAAGGAGCAGGCAGAGCAUAUGCAGUUUCUUAGAGCCUGUACUUGUGCUUCUUAAACUGAGAAACUCCUGGGAGGUUUGGAGGUUGGAGGGAAGGGCAGGUCUUACAAGCUGUAUCUUUCAGACUUUUACAGGAGUACUCUGAUUUUGGCAUGGUGGUGUUAUGUUUGGUUUUUCCCUGCCUAAAAAGUGUUUACAAAUGUACUGAGCAUGCUAUAUCCUUAUCACAAAGCUGAUGCGUGGAUUGACUUGGAAGAAAACUGUUCAGGGAAAGUGUGCUUUAUUUUUCUUUCCCUGGAGUAUCUGUCUUAAGUGUUUGGAACCAGGCUACCUCUACCCCACUUGUGAGACACAGAAUCCUGAGUUACUUUUCUUACAGACAGCUGCCUGGACUGCAGGGAGAGGUGAGAGCAGAAGAGCUGACUGUGAGAGGCUGGCUGGUUUUGUCUGCCCUGAGCAGGUUGUCCAGGUUUUACCCCAGCCAGCAACAAAGCACCAGGCAGCCUCUCCUUCACUCCCCUGCCAGCCCCAUCAGGGAUGGAAUCAGAAGAGUUGCAGUGAAAAACUUGUGGCUUGAGAAAAAGUUGGUUUAGUAGGUAAACCCAAAGCUGUGCAAGCAACCAAAGAAAAUGAAUUAAUUAAUUAAUUGGUUUUUUAAAUGGCAGUUUUCCAAUGUUUGAAAUAAUCAAGCCAAGGUUUCCAAUUGUAUUUUGCACUGCCCUUUGUUAUUACGUGUGAGUAAAGCUCCUCGUUUUAAUACAGGAAAACACAUUAUAAUCAAACUGAAACUGAAACUCCUUUUUGGAUUCCUGGAAAUGAAACUGAGACUUCUGUCAUGGCCAAGUUAUUGAGGUGGUUAUGCAGAACCUUUGAACUUUCCUGCACUCAGAGUAUUCUCUCUGCAGCCCCUGAAAAGGAAGUGCAGUGUGAGUGCAAUGUAGGGACCUCUCACAUCUCUAAUUCAUCAUGGAAUGCAAGAGAACUGGAGUUACUUCAUCUGGGGAAUUGCCUUGCUGUUCUUGUAAGCUGUAACAUUUCACAGAAUGCUAAAGUUUGCAAUCGUGCCGUGCUUCUCUUUGCAGUCAGGAUGGUAUUGCCCAUUAGGGGCUGCCUUUCCGUGGAACCUGGUGGGUGCAUUGACAGGAUUUGGUGGAAUGCUGCCCAAACCAUAAAGAGAGUGUGAGGAGGAGCAGCAAAAUCCAUCACUUGCUGCAUUCAGCACUUGUGAGCCUUUCUAGGAAAUGCUGGCAAGACCUGAGAAGUGCUCAAAUUGCCAUGCAGAAGAGUCAAGGCUGUUCUUUUCCCAACAGCUGAGAGAGCAAUCCUUGUCUGUGAUGUGGGGCACAGCCAGAACAGGCACAGUGUGUCCCUAAAAAGCAUGGAAUUUGUAGGACAUUAAACCAUCAGAAUGUGGUGCACAUCAGAGGAUGAAAACCUGGGCUGAUUCAGUGCAAGCCAGGGAAGCCCCAACAUUGUGCAGUCCUGACCCUGGCUCAAGGGCCUCACCUGGUCCUCUUCACUGUGUUUGUAGGUGGGGUAAUGUAAAUCUAAUCCAUCAUGGUUUUGCUGCAAAGUCUUUUGAAUUUACACAAGGCCGUUUGCACUGGCCAUUUACAUCCUCUGCUGGGUUCCGUACCAGUGGACUGGUACACAGGCCAGACAUUAAACAUGAUCCAAAGGUUGUUUUAAAAGAUGAUAUCCUGCCAUGCGUACGGGAGCAAAGUCAGGAUUGUUGCCCAUCCCUGAACAGGACCCCUUCCAAGGCAGGGGCUCCUGGCAAAGAGGCAGUGACCAAACUUCCAUCGUGGCAGGACCAGAUUUUCCACACAACGGUGGUAUCGGCAACAACCUCGGGAGCAGAAGGAUCUGGAGCAGGUGGCGGGUGUGCCCCGAUGGGUGGCUCCGGGGCAGUGGCGGCAGUGAGCCGGGCAGAUUACACGCAAGAACCUCGUUCGCCCAAUUUACAGCAUUUAGAGGGAACUUUGAUCCCGGCCACGGCAGCAGCAGGACAGGCACCGAGCUGCCCCUGCACAGCCUCGCCUCGCCGCCGCGCUCUGCCCUGCGCUGAGCCAGCCCAGCCACAGGUGCGCGUCCUGACUGCACGCUCCUGAGAUGGGACAGGACAACAGCCACCCCCAGCCCGGGGACCUGAUCGAGAUCUACCGGGAAUUUUACCAGCACUGGGCCCUCUACAUGGGGGAUGGAUAUGUCAUCAACGUGACACCCGUAGAUGAAGGAGCCCCAUCCCUGUCGGUCAGCAUCGCAUCAAUAUUCACCAGAAAGGCCAAGGUGAAGAAGCAGCUCUUGAAGGAGGUGGUGGGAAAUGAUAAAUGGCAUGUCAACAACAAGUAUGACCGCUCCCACACUCCUCGUCCCGUGGGGGAGAUCAUCCGGCUUGCUGAGCGCUGGAUUGACAGGGAGGUGCCAUAUGAUGUGCUUGCCAACAACUGUGAGCACUUUGUGACAAUGCUUCGCUAUGGAGAGGGAGUCUCUGACCAGGCCACAAAUGCAGUUGACGGUGCUACAGCAGCCGUAGGAGGUAUCAUUCUUGUUGGUCUUGCUGCUGCUGUUCUGAAGGGUUUCUCUAGGGACUCAUCCAGGGAAGAGAGACGGUACCACUGAUGGACUGUCUGGAAGAGCUUGGACCAAGGCAAUGGGAGUCCCUUGCCACAGCUGUAACUGGUCAGCUUUUACUACACCUGGCACCAAGUCUUCCCAGAAACCAUGCUACCCUUGCUGUAAACA